Xyrauchen texanus (razorback sucker) is the source of this 1576-nucleotide messenger RNA. Its product is annotated as ubiquitin-conjugating enzyme E2 D2-like. Gene Ontology annotation, cellular component: nucleus. The record is from RefSeq and is a predicted model, not a curated record. The transcript is spliced from 7 exons. The coding region runs from base 302 to 745 and encodes 147 amino acids. Lineage: Eukaryota; Metazoa; Chordata; Actinopteri; Cypriniformes; Catostomidae. Gene Ontology annotation, molecular function: ubiquitin conjugating enzyme activity. Gene Ontology annotation, biological process: ubiquitin-dependent protein catabolic process; protein polyubiquitination.
GAGAGAGAGAGAGAGAGAGAGAGAGAGAGAGAGAGAGAGAGAGACAUUUACAAGUGUGAAGUGUUGAAACGCAGGCCUGCUCGUUCAUACUCAACAACUUUCACUCACGUCAGGAUAUACAGUAUAAUCGGUCGGGCACCAGGAAGCCGUUUGUCCACUGUAACGGCUUAGUUCGUCUCGGGUUCGGUAUCGUCGGGUUUCUGUUGGAUCUGUAGUGUCUGGCUAGCGAGCACACAGCUAACCGCAGCUAGCCGGAUAAAUCAAAUUUUCCUCAGCCUCAAGAGUCCUUUACACACACAGAAUGGCACUAAAACGAAUUCACAAGGAGCUGACUGAUCUGGGCAGAGACCCCCCAGCACAGUGCUCAGCAGGGCCAGUUGGAGAUGACUUGUUUCAUUGGCAAGCGACAAUUAUGGGACCUAAUGACAGUCCAUAUCAAGGCGGUGUGUUUUUCUUGACCAUUCAUUUUCCUACAGACUACCCUUUCAAACCACCUAAGGUUGCAUUCACCACAAGAAUUUAUCACCCAAAUAUUAACAGUAAUGGCAGCAUCUGUUUGGAUAUUCUAAGGUCACAGUGGUCUCCUGCUUUAACUAUCUCUAAAGUUCUAUUGUCCAUCUGCUCACUCUUAUGUGACCCAAACCCAGAUGAUCCAUUAGUGCCAGAGAUAGCACGUAUCUAUAAAACAGACAAUGAAAAGUACAACAGAAUAGCUCGGGAAUGGACUCAAAAGUACGCCAUGUGAUACCAGUGGAAAAUCAGACCAAUCUGCAGUAUAGCUGGAAAAAUAUAAUUUUUAAUUUUUUUUGUCUCCUAACUGAAUUUACAGUCCAGUAUGUAUUUAGACCAAUUCGGUUCUGCUUGGUUAUUAUGCCCCCUUCCAAUAUUCAUUCACAUGCUGUAAAAAAAGACCACAAAAGUUGCAAAUAUCACCAACAUUUUGUACAGAAAAAAGCUUGUGUUAAAGAAGCAUGUUUUAACUACGAGCCCAGACAUUUUUUUAUUGUUAUAAGAAAAAGAAUUACUAAGGUGAAACCAUCGGCCGCUUGUAACUCACGCCACUGGCUAGAGGUGCUAUGUAAGAAAAUAAAUCCAACGGCUCUGUGGGUGCCAACAUACCUCAAAAAGACGAUCUGUUGCUGGGUUGGCCUUCGUGUUUUUUAUAUGCUUUUACACUAGCAAUGAGAUCUAUUGUCUGUGAAAUAUAUUCUUGCUUAUAACUGACUGUUUCUUACCAAAUCAGUCACGUCAUUGUAUCAGCAGUUACGAAAAUAUAUAUUUUGCAUGUUAAUGGAACAAUAAAAGUAAUUGGUCUGUAGUCUGCCAAAAAUGAAUAUCUGCAGACGAUGUUAAGCAAAUACACGUCCACUUUUAGAGUCUGACAACUUAUUUUGUUACUCCUUUUCUCUCCUCCUUUUGAUGUUUUUAGAACAGGGAGCUAUUAGUUCAUCUAUCCUCCUAAACACUGUUCUCUCAUUGCACUGAAUAUGAUUGAAAGCUCUUGGUGGAUGACCGAUCAACUAAUAGCUCUACUAGCUGUUGAUUUUGUUUGCUCAAUAAAGUUGAUAAACUAUCA